Messenger RNA from Dentiscutata erythropus, 306 nucleotides. Lineage: Eukaryota; Fungi; Glomeromycota; Glomeromycetes; Diversisporales; Gigasporaceae. The record is from the annotation of a GenBank genome assembly.
AUGAAUAUAGUUGAGAAGGAAGCGAUUAAUGCAGACAAUAGUUACUAUCAUCAAACCAGAGUCAAAAACAAUAAAGAAGUACUGAUCACAUACCUACUUUCCUAUAUUCAAGUAACCCCAACAAUGAAUAAGAAAGGCUUCUUACCAGUAACUUCUACUGUGAAAGUUUUUACUUCAAAGCCUCAACAGAAGAAAAGCUCUAUAUCCGAGGCUUUGAAUAUCUAUCAUAUUUCUGAAGAAAUAACCAAAAGCAAUGGAAUUUGCUCUAAAGUUGUUUGGGAAAACAUAGCCAAGGAAUAUUUAAAA